AUGAAAAAUUUUGUUGAGGAACACAACCAUGAACUUGAGCCUCCAGAGACUCAUCAUAUGAUAAGAUCCUACAGAGAAGUGAGUGCAUCUUAUGGUUUGGCAAUUGAGUUGGCUAGCGAUUCUGGACUCACUCCUAGAGCAACCCAUGAGUUAUUAUGUAAAGAAGCAGGGGGAGGGCAAAACUUGGGUUCAUCAUGGAAGAUCAAAAGAGUUAUUUGUGAUCAAGAGAGAAAAAAAAUAUGGCAUAUGGUGAGUUGGGAAAUAUUAAUGAUUGUUGAUUAUAUUGACUUUGGGGAUGUACUCACCUUUGACACUACGUAUGACACCAACAAAGAGUUAAGACCGUUGGGUGCAUUUGUUGGUUUUAACCAUCACAGGCAAAUGAUGAUUUUUGGUGGUGCUCUUAUGUAUGAUGAAACUGCUGAUUCGUUUGCAUGGUUAUUUGAAACUUUCUUGAAGGCUCAUGAUGGUAAGAGGCCUCAGACAGUGUUUAUAGAUCAAGAUGUUGCUAUGUUGAAUGCAUUGCAAAGAGUGUGGCCUGAUACACGACAUGGGUUAUGCAUUUGGCAUCUAAAUCAAAAUGGAAUCAAGCGUUUGGAUUGGUGA
This is a messenger RNA of Tripterygium wilfordii, 606 nucleotides long. RefSeq names its product protein FAR1-RELATED SEQUENCE 5-like. NCBI's taxonomy places the organism in Eukaryota, Viridiplantae, Streptophyta, Magnoliopsida, Celastrales, Celastraceae. The transcript is spliced from 2 exons. Bases 1 to 606 code for a protein of 201 amino acids. Gene Ontology annotation, biological process: regulation of DNA-templated transcription. The record is from RefSeq and is a predicted model, not a curated record.